Asparagus officinalis (garden asparagus) is the source of this 1236-nucleotide messenger RNA. RefSeq names its product deoxycytidylate deaminase. The record is from RefSeq and is a predicted model, not a curated record. Bases 124 to 792 code for a protein of 222 amino acids. Gene Ontology annotation, molecular function: zinc ion binding; hydrolase activity. NCBI's taxonomy places the organism in Eukaryota, Viridiplantae, Streptophyta, Magnoliopsida, Asparagales, Asparagaceae. The transcript is spliced from 9 exons.
CUCGGUUAGGGACGAAAGUUCCAGUUUCCCGCGGCAUUUCAAGUUGCCGCGAGUAAAAAAGCCGCCGCAUUUCCCCCUUUCCUUCUCAUCGAUCUCCUCCUCAAAUCUCUUCAAGAAUCACAGAUGGCCACUCGAGAUAUCGCCCUUGUCUCAAUCUCCGCAGCAGCCCUCGGAGCCCUAGCUUCAUUCCUCGCGAUCCGUGUCCUCUCCCCAAACCCUAACCCUAAAAAACCGCCAACUAACGAAAAACCUCUCGAGAAGUCUCCAGCUCGGAGCCCAUUCGAUCCAUCCAAGCGAAAAGAGUAUCUCUCGUGGGAUGAUUAUUUCAUGGCGAUCGCGUUCCUCUCGGCCGAGCGGUCCAAGGAUCCCAACAGACAGGUUGGGGCGUGCCUGGUCAGUGAAAAUGGGAUUAUUCUUGGAAUUGGCUACAAUGGAUUUCCAAGGGGUUGUUCUGAUGACAAGCUUCCCUGGGCGAAGGAUUCUGUCAUUGGAGAUCCACUAGAAACAAAAUAUCCUUAUGUCGUUCAUGCUGAAGUGAAUGCUAUCCUGAACACAAACCAUGCUUCUGCAGCUGGGCAGAGACUAUAUGUUACAAUGUUCCCCUGUAAUGAAUGUGCCAAGAUCAUCAUUCAGUCCGGCGUCUCUGAAGUAAUAUAUUUUGUUGAGAAAAGGUUGGGAAAUUCUGAUACUGCAUAUGUUGCCUCACACAAGUUGUUAUCAAUGGCCGGUGUUAAGAUUAGGAGGCACCGGCCACCCAUGACACAGAUUUCUGUCCUCUUUGACGAACCUUAGAAGUGUUCGCCCACGGUUGCUGUAUUCUUUACGCAUGCAUCUCAUGUGCUACUAAUUGAUAUCUAGCAGCAAAUUAGGUAGCAGGUUAUAUGGCCUGUUCGUAUAAUAUGCUAAUGGAUUUAAAAUUUCAUGAAUUUUCUGUUUACUUAAAUAACAAGAUAUUAUUGCAUGUCCCCUUCUUCUUAGCAAAAUUUCAUAGGCAUUGGUUUACUAUUCCAUCUCCUGUAAAAUUAAGCUACAUCUACUAGAUACGAAUUCCUUGUCUCAUAUUGUGAUAACCCACUAAUAACCCCACAUUGGGAAAUUGAUAGAGUUUGUGAGAGGGUAUAAAUGGUGUUUAAAUGAGAGUCAAGUGCAAUAGCGACUAGUUAAUUUUAGCAUAUCAUUAUUUUUUAUUAGGGAUGUAACCGGACCAAGACAUGGAAGGUUUGAUUUUGUUUCUUA